This is a messenger RNA of Penicillium waksmanii, 1014 nucleotides long. RefSeq names its product FAD/NAD(P)-binding domain-containing protein. Gene Ontology annotation, molecular function: oxidoreductase activity. The transcript has 2 exons. The record is from RefSeq and is a predicted model, not a curated record. NCBI's taxonomy places the organism in Eukaryota, Fungi, Ascomycota, Eurotiomycetes, Eurotiales, Aspergillaceae. The coding region runs from base 1 to 1014 and encodes 337 amino acids.
AUGAGUCUCAUCCAAAACAGCUAUGAGGUCCUCGUCAUCGGAGGAGGCCCAGCAGGACUCGCAGCCGCAACAUCUCUCGCAAGAGCCUGCCGGCGCGUGGCAGUUUUCGACUCACACGAAUACCGCAACGAUGUAACGGACCAGAUACACAAUGUUCUCAUUCACGACGGACAACACCCUGAGCGAUUCCGAGCCCUGGCCAGACGAGAGAUCGUCAAUUUAUUUGAGACGGUCACUUUCAUCGAAACUACCAUCAUUCGCGCGUGGACCUUCAAGACCAGAGACUCGCGCCAUGAAUUCAAGGUUCGCGAUCGGAAUGGGACUAUCCACAGGGGCAAGAAGUUGAUUCUUGCUACUGGGUCCGUGGAUAUUCUUCCUGAUAUCCCCGGGUUUCAGGAUCUUUGGGGGGAUGUCAUUGUCCAUGGGAUUUUCUGCGACGGAUUCGAAAAGAGAGGCAAAGCAGCUGGCGUCCUCGGACUAUCCUCCCUCGACGAUAUCGCCCCCACGCUAAUGGCCUACUUCCUCUCGCAAAACGACCUAACAAUAUACACGAAUGGCGAAGAUCCCUCCAAAUACCGAUUCCAGGAUAGCCUCGACAUGGCACUGGCGCGCGGCUGCAGACUCGAUUCACGCAAAAUUCGACAUUUCACACGCAUGGAGGAUGAUUCAAUCAUGAUCCAGUUCAGGCAUGGGGGUGUCAGUCACCUGGGCUUUCUCAUGUUUACGCCUCCUACGCGAAAUCGGGCGCAGAAUCUUAUUUCUCGGCUUGGGAUUCAGACUUCUCACCGAGACGGGUAUGCUAUGGCGAGGGGACCUCAUGGAGAGACGAAUGUUCGGGGUUGCUUUGUGGCUGGGGAUACUUCGACGGUGAAUAAGUCCAUUGCUGUUGCUUUAAGCUCUGGUAUGUGGAAGAGGAGAGAGGGACCUUUCUUUUUGAGAAGAAAGAAUAAGCUAACACCGUCAUCUACUAGGCACGAUUGCUGGUACUGGGGCGGCGAGACAAUUGGCAAUUGA